Messenger RNA from Beta vulgaris subsp. vulgaris (sugar beet), 1176 nucleotides. RefSeq lists its product as uncharacterized. Bases 1 to 1176 code for a protein of 391 amino acids. The transcript has a single exon. The record is from RefSeq and is a predicted model, not a curated record. NCBI's taxonomy places the organism in Eukaryota, Viridiplantae, Streptophyta, Magnoliopsida, Caryophyllales, Amaranthaceae.
AUGACUGUUUCAUCUUACUAUGGCAAACUAAACUCUUUGUGGGAGGAGUUAUCUAAACAUGUUUCUUUAAUAUCUUGUCAUUGUUGCACUCAAUCAACUGCUGGUUUACAACACCAAGAACGUAGAGUACAUGAGAAAUUACAUGAUUUUUUAAUGGGCCUUUACUCGGAAUACUAUGCGCGUCUCCACAUGCAAAUUCUUUCAACCGAACCGCUGCCCUCCCUGGAUCGCGCUUAUCAGUUAGUUGUCCAGGAUGAGCGAGUUCGGCUCACCAAAUCUGUCCUGGAUGAUCAAUCCAGUUCGGUGCUUGGCUUUGCAUUGCGUGCUAGUUCGAGUCCCGGUCGUGGCACAGGUGAUCGUCCGGUAUGCACCCGUUGUCACAAGGUAGGCCAUGAUGUUUCUAAGUGUUGGUCCUUCUUAGUUUGUACUCAAUGUAAGAAGAAUGGGCAUGAAAUUGGUUAUUAUUAUGAGUUGGUUGGUUACCCUGAAAAUUUCGGCUCGGGUCGUGGCUCCUCUACUUCAAGUGGUCGUUGCUCCUCCACCUCGCGUGGUUGUGGCUCUGCAAAAGCUCACACCAUUCAUACUGUGGGUACUCCAUCUUCAGAUUCAAAUGACCCUACUUCCACUUUAUCUACCGAUGGUCAAUGGAAAGCUCUUGCCGGGCUUCUUGGUCAUACAAAAGUUCCUGAUGCUCGUCUGAAUGGUGAGUUUGAUUCUUCUUUGUGGAUUAUUGACACUGGUGCCUCGCAUCACGUCACUAGUGAGAAAUCCUGGUUAUUUGAUUUGGUGGAUAUUGUUGAUUGUCCUGUUGGUUUGCCUAAUGGUGACUCUGUACUUGCCACUCAAAAGGGCUCGGUUCGUCUAUCUGACUCCAUUACUCUCACUUAUGUGCUCUUUGUUCCCACUUUCGGUUUUAGUUUACUUUCAGUUUCACAAUUAACUCGUGCUUUGAAUUGUAUUGUACAAUUUAACUCUUCUAUGUGUGCUAUAGAUGACGAAACGAGGGCGCUGAUUGGAACGGGGCAUAAAAGAGAUGAACUUUACUACUUUAACGGAGGAGUUACUCUGCAUCAGGUCACCAUCAACAGUGCUACUUCGGAUUUUGAUCUAUGGCAUAAAAGGAUGGGCCAUUCUUUGAAAAAAGUGGUGAAGUUACUUCCCCCCUCUUUAUGGUGA